AUGUUGAGUUCAAAUCUUUCAAACUACAAUCUCCAAAUUUGCGCGUCUGGUUUGGAAGCUGCUUUCAGUCCUUCCAUUGGGUGUCAAGGCCAGAAGGGGCUUGGGACCUCAGGCAUACAGCUAGUGCUAGGCCUGAGUACUCAGGAAAGAUAUAAUUCUAGGAUCUCAAUGGAUGGGAAAUCAGAGAUUGAAAUGUUGUCAUUCGAAGCUACUAAAGUUAGGCUUCUACGUAGCCUUUGCAUUGAGAGUCAAACAAUGCAGGUUUUGGAUUUUGCUGUCUUCCCACAACCAGAAUUUGAUAUGCCCAUAUUUUGUGCCAACUUCUUCAGCAGUGCAAAUACGAACAUAGUUGUUCUGGACCUCAAUCCCUUGCAUGAUGUCAUCAGUCAAAGAGAUUACAAAGAAAAAUACUAUAAAGGCCUAAUACCUCUUGGCCUUAAAUAUGCUGAGCUUUUACCCUGGGGAGGAAAGCUUACUAGUGAGUCUUUAAAAUUUUUUUCACCAAUUGUGAUAUGGACAAGAUUUACGUCAAGCUCCUACAAAUAUGAUGUUUUAUAUUCUGCAUUCAUGGAUUAUUACAAGGCAUGGCUUGAGCUGAUGGACCAAGCAGUAGUGGAGACAAAUGCCUCUAAAAUUAUGUGUAACCGUGAAGCACAACAUAGAUAUCUAACAUGGAGAGCAGAGAAGGAUCCUGGGCAUGGACUACUAAAAAAGUUGAUUGGGGAGACACAAGCAAAGGACUUGCUGGUGAACUUCCUCUUUAAUGGAAUUGAUGAACUAGGAAGCAAAAGCUUCCUGGAUUACUUUCCUGAGUACUGCUGCGAGGACGGGACUAUAAAUCAGAGUCGCAGUAUAAUUGGAAAGUCUUUUGAAAGUCGUCCUUGGGAUAGGAAAGGAGAAUUUAUUAGUAACAGUUUUGAAAAUUAG
Molecule: messenger RNA, 927 nt
Organism: Prunus armeniaca (apricot)
Lineage: Eukaryota; Viridiplantae; Streptophyta; Magnoliopsida; Rosales; Rosaceae
Source: the annotation of a GenBank genome assembly